Messenger RNA from Penicillium hordei, 1512 nucleotides. RefSeq lists its product as uncharacterized. The record is from RefSeq and is a predicted model, not a curated record. Gene Ontology annotation, molecular function: monooxygenase activity; FAD binding. The transcript has 4 exons. NCBI's taxonomy places the organism in Eukaryota, Fungi, Ascomycota, Eurotiomycetes, Eurotiales, Aspergillaceae. Bases 1 to 1512 code for a protein of 503 amino acids.
AUGUCACAAAAUCUUUCAUCUCCUUGCAAAUUGCGAGUUGCGGUCAUCGGCGGCGGAAUUUCUGGCCUUGCCACCGCAGCAUUUUUACGCAAGUGCCCACAGUACAGUAUCACUGUUUAUGAGCGGCGAGCUGCAGACUUUAAAGAGACUUCCGCCACAUUUGGUCUCCGAGGAAGCGGUAUCUCCAUCGUGAAGCAGUUAGGCAUCACUAAACAGGAGAUCAACGGAAUUGUUGGGGCCGGUUAUAGGAUAUACAACACUCGGGAAGAGCUGAUGAGCAAAGCCCAGCUGGGUAAUGGACCAGACGGGGACGGGGAUUUGUGGUUUGUGUUCCGUCAGGAUUUGAAAGAUGCCUUGCUUCGUCGAGCGACGAGCGAGGAAGGAAAGGGAAAGCCGAUUCAGGUUAUUUACGGUAGUCACAUUGUGCGUGUUGACCCUGAAGCCGGGCGUAUUCAUUUUACAGACCGGGCCUCAGUCGACGUGGACUUGAUCAUUGGCGCCGACGGUAUCCAUUCGAAAGUUCGUACCGCAAUGAUUCCGCCAUCACACCCUCAGCCUGCCCCUUGCGGACUCUCUGUGUAUCGUUUUAUGAUUCCUAUGGAAGUCUUCAAGGAGUCAAUGGCAGCUGAAGGUCGCAUGCCGGAUAUGUUCAACUACGAGGAGGGAUAUUUCAUCGCCAUUGUUGCCGCGGGUGAUGAAGGUAACCGCAACGUUGUGAUGCUGCCCUGCCGUGGGCAUCGGUUUAUGAGUGUUGCCUGUGCGGUCCCCGACUCAAUCUUGAAGAAUCCAGCCCGUCUCGAGUAUUCUUGGAAUGCCAAGGGUAGCGUGGAGGAGUUGGUGGACAAUGUCCGCGGGUUCCCCGAGUGGCUGGGACGCCUAUAUGGCCGCAUGUCUCAAGUUGAGCUCUUUCAAGUCCGUGAUCAGGAGCCCUUGCCUAGUUAUGUUAACGGUCGGGCCGUUUUGAUCGGGGAUGCCGCUCAUCCAAUGGUCCCAUACCAAGGACAGGGAGCUAAUCAAUGCCUAGAAGAUGUGGAAGGGCUCCACACCAUCCUUGAGAAUCUCUCCAACGGAGACUUGAUCCCGGACCAACUGCGGGUUUGGGACAGCAUUCGACGACCACGGGCGUCGGCAGUUCAACAAAGCGCGCGUGUAUCGCAGUCCAAGAUCUCGACCAAGGAGGCGACACAGGCACUCUUGGCGGUGAAGCCCUACGUGAGAAUGAAGGAUGCACUUGCGGCACGGGGUGCGACUCAGGCCGUUGAAAAUCCGCAUUCUACUCUUGCUGGUCGCGGAUACUCCUACUCAGAAAUUUGGAGUGUGGUAGCCAAUACGCAGAGUACAUCGUUUAAGGAGCUGGAGGGUACAUUGCGGGAUCGAGCAAUUGAUGCCAUAUCGCAGGCAAUGCGGAUGACCUUUGUGCUAGUUCCCGUUGCUAGAACCGUUAUGUUCGUUGCGGCAAUGCUCAUGAAAUGGGAGAAGCCUUCUGGCUAUGGUGUUGCUGUGGGUGGUUAA